Molecule: messenger RNA, 723 nt
Organism: Pocillopora meandrina
Lineage: Eukaryota; Metazoa; Cnidaria; Anthozoa; Scleractinia; Pocilloporidae
Source: the annotation of a GenBank genome assembly
AUGCGUGGGUAUGUUGUGAUGUUGUUUGGCCCACCUUCACAAAAGCAGCUUGUCCUCCCCUAUGACAAUGGCCAUUACGACGUCAUCACAUCUCUACCCGGAUUCUUUGGCACCUCGAACUUCUGCGUGAGGUGUCUCAAACCCUACGACAACCAAGGUUACCAUGCAUGCAAUAACAACCCGGACCACUGCAGUGCCUGUCUCCAGACUGGAUGUUUGGAUUACACUGAGGCCCUAGGCUGAAGUCUUCCGGUGAUGCAGAUCUGCGACUCGUGCAGACGGACAUUCUAUGGGACAGUGUGUUUCACCAAUCAUGUGUCUAAGACACAGAGUGGGAAGAUCGCGGAUCACCAGCAACUGAGCGUCUGUACAUGUCACAGGAAGUGCGGAAACUGUCGCAAACUCCUUGUGGGUCGCAAACAGCAACAAGAACACUGGUGUGGCUACGUCACGUGUCCUUCAUGCCACCAUUGCGUUGUAGCCUUGUUGCAUUGGUGCUUCAUUCAAUUGGCCAAGACUCCCAAGGAAGAACAGGCAGAAUGUCGUGUUAAACAAAGACCUGGUUGUUGUAUGCGUGGUGCUGCUGCCGGCUUGGCCACCGUACACUCCAACGAGGACAAUGUGCCUUCCACUUCUCUUCUUCCUUCACCUCCUGUGUAUGGUGUCGACCUCAAUGAGGAAAAACCUCCGUUACAUGUAUUCUUUGACGUGGAGGCCAUGUAG